This is a messenger RNA of Knipowitschia caucasica, 1287 nucleotides long. The record is from the annotation of a GenBank genome assembly. NCBI's taxonomy places the organism in Eukaryota, Metazoa, Chordata, Actinopteri, Gobiiformes, Gobiidae.
AUGACAUACUGUGGAGCUGCUUACAUUGUCAGUAUUUGCAGGAGUCAGGUGAAGGAGACGCAGCAGCAGUUCUUCCACAGUUUGGCCGUGAGGCAGAGUCUGCCCCUGCACUUCAACAUCCAACAGGACUGUGGACACUUCCUGGCUGAUGUCCCGGGACGCCUGCUGCCCUGGGAGGAGGCGGAAGAAGAGGAGCAAGAAGAUGAGGAGGAAGAAGAAGAGGAGGAGGAGAAAAAGGAGGGACUGAAAGACAAAGGAAGUGAAGAGGCCCAAACCACAGACUCUAAAGAGGAUGGUGAUGUGGCGGCGCCUUGUGGCCUGAGCGGGGGGUCUUUGAAGAGCCGGGUGGUGGUCAUCACUCGGGAGGUUCCGUUCCAAACCGUGGCAGACUUUGUGCAGGAGGGCGUGUCCCGCCACACGCUGAACCCAGAGCUGUACGAACGACAGGUGUGUCUCCUGCUGCUGCAGCUGUGCUCCGGACUCCAACACAUGAAGCCGUUCCACGUGACGCACUGUGACCUGCGGCUGGAGAACCUGCUGCUCGUGCACAGUCCGUCCUCAGGGGCCCAGGACCAGGAGGCCCCUGAGCCCAACAACAACACGCCCUCGGGCUGCCCCGCCCGCCUCAUCAUCAGUAACUUCUCUCAGGCCAAACAGAAGUCGUCUCUGAUGGUCGACCCUGCGGUUCUCAGGGACCAGUCGCGUCUGGCGCCGGAGAUCAUCACAGCGACUCAGUACAGGAAGUGCGACGAGUUCCAGACCGGCAUCCUGAUCUACGAGAUGCUGCACCGGCCCAACCCGUUCGAAGAGCAUCCGGAGCUGAAGGAGCGCGAGUACACGUGGGCCGACCUUCCCCCGCUGCCCGUGCGCUCGCUCUACUCGCAGGGCCUUCAGCGCCUCGCCCGCCUGCUGCUCACCGUCAACCCCAGCGAGAGGAUCCGCAUGUGGGACGCCCGCGCCUGCUUGCAGUGCCUGCUGUGGGGGCCGCGGGAGGACCUGUUCGCCGCUCUGGGCUGCAGUACCACCUCCGGCCUCAUGGGGGCCUCGCACUGUGACGCCACGCUGCAGAACUGGCUGGACCUGAAGCGGACUCUGAUGAUGAUCAAGUUUGCGGAGCGCUCCAUGGACUCGGGCGGCGGCGUGGCCCUGGAGGACUGGCUCUGCUGUCAGUAUCUGGCCUUCGCCUCCACUGAGUCUCUGAGCCGCGUGGUGCACAUCCUGCAGCAGCCACAGGGGGGCGCUCACAGCAGCACUCAGCACCUGCACAUGAGCCCCGCCCAGCUCUGA